AUGACAGAGAGAAGACUGUGCUGCAGUAGGAAGACGUGCAAACGGUAUGGAUCGUGCAAAUUUGGGUGGAAAAUAUGGAUAACAAAGAUUACCGCAGAAAUGAAGAAAUUCUUUCUGCAACAGGACGAAUGGGCAGUUCCACCUCAGCUCAUUUGGAGUAGUAUGCGUCGAUCUGAGAUCUUACAGCCCAAGCGAGGGUACCCUACGCUAGAACAAGUGACAAACUGCGCUAAAUAUUUGCGUCGUCUUCAGGGCACUAAGAAUUCAAUUCACGUCAUGCAAAUGGCCACGCGUAUGUGGGUAAAGGCACAGAUUCAGACUCGUUUGUUAUUGGCGUUUCGAGUCUUGCGCUGA
Molecule: messenger RNA, 354 nt
Organism: Phytophthora infestans T30-4
Lineage: Eukaryota; Oomycota; Peronosporomycetes; Peronosporales; Peronosporaceae
Exons: 3
Coding region: 1-354 (117 amino acids)
Source: RefSeq, a predicted model, not a curated record